Molecule: messenger RNA, 1179 nt
Organism: Fonsecaea multimorphosa CBS 102226
Lineage: Eukaryota; Fungi; Ascomycota; Eurotiomycetes; Chaetothyriales; Herpotrichiellaceae
Exons: 4
Coding region: 1-1179 (392 amino acids)
Biological process (GO): NAD-cap decapping; nuclear-transcribed mRNA catabolic process
Cellular component (GO): nucleus; cytosol
Molecular function (GO): mRNA 5'-diphosphatase activity
Source: RefSeq, a predicted model, not a curated record
AUGGCUCAGAAACACAACUUCAGUGUUGAGCCGGUGGCUCGUUUCGCGGGCUUGAGUGCGGCAAUUCGAAGGCCAAGGGAGAUCGCAUUCUUUUCGUUUGAUGAGGAUCACAAAUUUCGGCUAGACGCCUCGAGCCUUCGUUACUACUACCCACCUGCCCUGCCUUGCGAUCUCAACAAAGGGUUCGAGACGUUCCGGCAACUCGAUGACUCUGACGAUGACCAUCUGGACGGCCUGCUGGAAGCGAUUAUAGCGUACGAGAAAGAGAAAGGCUCCAAAACGGAAAUUGACUUCCUGACAUGGAGAGGGAUGAUGACCAAGCUGAUGAUAGUUCCCUUCUCCAAACUGGAUGACUGGGAAAUGAACGCCACCUUAUUCCAAGGCACCAUCUUCAUUGAGGAAAAUCACACCAAGAAGAUUUCUUCCCGCAAUGAGCAGUAUUCAUCUGCGGGACGGCCGGGCGCCAUGUCCCAAGACCUUAUGAGUUUCUGGGGAUACAAGUUCGAGACUUUGUCCUUGAUGCCGACACCAUGGCCGGAGACCUCUCGAGAGUACAUCGAAUCCCGGGAAGAUCUGAUGGUUAGCAACCACGCUCAAUACUGUUCCAUCGUCCGGACUGGCUUCGGCAAAGUCAAGAUGAUUCUUGGUGGAGAAGUGGACGCCGUCAUGGCCUUCAAGCCGGAAGACAAGUCGCAGCCGAUCGACUGGGUGGAGCUCAAGACGACGGCCAAGAUCAAUAACGAGAGAGAGCAAAUCAAAUAUGAGAGGAAACUCUUGAAAUUUUGGGCACAAUCGUUCCUGCUGGGAGUACCCAAGAUUAUCGUCGGCUAUCGAGAUCAGCAAGGCACAUUGGAGCGCCUUGAAGAGUUGAACGUACAGAAUAUUCCAGAUAAUGUCAAGUUGAAGGGCAAGGGUUUGUGGGACGGACAAACCUGCAUCAACUUUGCCGCAAGCUUCCUCGAGUGGCUGAAAACUAUCAUCACUUCCGAUGGCGUUUGGCGAAUCCGCAAACGAGAAAAAUCCUCUGUGCUGGAGGUCUCCAAGCUGGAAGAAUCAGGGCACGGCGACAUCUUGUCGUCAGCUUUUGUCGAGUGGCGUACCAACGGCCUGCUAUCCCAUCAGCUACAUUUGCAGGAGCUUAGAGACGAAGUGAGACCGGCGGCAUCCGAACCUCCAUGA